Racocetra fulgida is the source of this 1293-nucleotide messenger RNA. NCBI's taxonomy places the organism in Eukaryota, Fungi, Glomeromycota, Glomeromycetes, Diversisporales, Gigasporaceae. The record is from the annotation of a GenBank genome assembly.
AUGGAAUCUAUUUCCACUCAAGUUUCUCGACCUCUUUUAAAUUCUAAAAAGUCUACUUCCUAUCAGAGCAUAGACAAUAAUGAAAUAAUAGACAAUAAUGAAAUACUUGAGGACGAAGCUUUGUCCCAAUGGGAAAUGAUUAAUGACAAAUGCACCUCUAGAAUAGGUCGCCGAAGACCAUUCAUUCUUAUUGGAGGGUUAUUGGUUUGUUUAUCCAUGGUCUCUAUCGCUUAUUCAAAGGAAUGGGCUUCGCGUUUUCUUGGCAAAAAAACAACAGUUAAAAACGUUGCGAUUAUUAUCGCAGUUGUUGGAUUUUAUGUUUUGGAUUUUUCUUUAAAUGCCGUUCAAGCUUCUAUACGUGCUUUAAUUCUUGACAUUCCUCCUGUUUAUCAGCAAGAAACUGGUAAUGCAUGGGCUGGUAGAAUGUUGCAUAUCGGAAAUAUUGCCGGAUAUUUCACCGGUUUUUUGAAUUUAUUAGCUUUGUUUCCGUUCUUAGGAGAUAGUCAACUCAAAAUUUUAUGUAUAGUAGCAUGUAUAGUGUUUACACUAUCAUUGCUUUACACAUGCUUAAAUGUCAAAGAAAAAGUAUAUGAACCUGUAGAUGAUGAUUCAAGAACCCAUUCGAUUGAUGAUCCUGAUUUCUUUGAAAAAUCAACUCGAUAUGGAUCAUUUGCGUUGUUAAUGUAUUCAUGGAUUUCUUUUUUGGCCGGUUCUAUUAUUCCACGCUUUACUCCAACCUCUCCUUCGAGCAAAAACCCUUUCACCGUUUACAACAUUUAUACAAUCUCUCACCUUUUAUUUGCUUUGAUAGCAUGGAGUACUUCCUUUGUAAAUAAUGUUGAACAAUCAAUCUUACUUAUUGGUAGUUUUGGUGUUCCAUGGGCAAUUUCAAUGUGGAUACCAUUUGCAUUGGUUGGUGAAUACGUAGGGCAAGAAGAUGACCGAGAAACACAAGAAAACACUGAUGUUAGACCAUUAACAAACAAUGAUGAAGAAGAAGCUAGUACGAGUUUAGAUCUCACUCCAACAUCAUCAUCUGCAGCUACUACUUUGCAUAGUGAAGAGGAAAAGUUUGCUGCAGGGAUGAUAUUGGGUGUACAUAAUUUAUAUAUUGUAUUACCUCAAUUAGUUGUAUCUUUAACCAGUUCUGUAAUUAUUAAGUUGGUAAAUGAUAUUUCUGGUGUAGAUAGUAAUGAUGCAUUUGGUUGGGUGUUUAGAUUUGGUGGUGCAAUGGCUAUAAUUGCUGCAAUAUUGUCGCGAUAUCUCGAUAAAUUACAUGUUUAUCGCAGAUAA